AUGGGUUUUAAAGACUUGAACUUGUUUAAUGUUGCUCUUUUAGCUAAACAAGCAUGGAGAGUGAUCAACACCCCUCAGGCUUUAUGGGUCCAAGUUUUGAAAGGCAUCUAUUAUCCACAUUCUAAUUUUCUAAAUGCAAGGAAUUGUAAGUCUGGAUCGUGGGGGUGGCGUAACCUUUUGGAAGGAAGAGAGGCUCUUAAAGCAGGGUUAAGAUGGCAGAUUUCUGGUCCUUCCUUUAUGAAUGUCUCGAGUGAACCGUGGAUUCCCACAUUACCUGCUUUUAAAGUUUCAAGUUCUAGGCCAAAUGAUAGUCCUAUCAUCUAUAUUGCUGAUCUUAUAGAUGUGAACUCAAAUCAGUGGAAUCUGCAUUUAUUACAAACCUCAUUCUCAGAGCAAGAUUGGAAGGAAAUUAUUAAAAUUCCACUGGCAGUCAAUCCUCGUGAACCAAAAAGAGUUUGGCACUAUACAUCUAACGUGGUCCCUACUGUAAGAUCCGUUUAUUUCUGGUUGAAAAAAUGGCAUCAUGAAGCAUCUCGACAGUCAUCCCCAUCCUCUUCUAGGUUGGUAAAUCCACAGUUUUGGAAAAAACUAUGGUCUCUUCCAUUGCCUCCAAAGGACUUUAGCUCUUUUACAGACUGGUGGCAGCAUUUGUUUGAUAUUUUGUAUUCUAGGGACUGCAGACAAUUUAUUUUGGCAGGAUUGUUAUGUUGGAAUAUUUGGAAAGCGAGGAAUGCUGCUCUUUAUGAAUCUAUUAAGCCUAAUCAUUUGUUCCUCAUUACAAAGGCCCAGAAUGCCGUUGAUGAGCUGCUCUCUUUAGCUACCCAGCAACACCAUUCUGAGCAUAUCCCUGCUGAUGGUAGAAGGGCACCUUUUAAGUGGCAGCCCCCUCCUUUUCCUGUUCUGAAAUGCAAUGUAGAUGCUUCUUUUGUGAACUAUUCUGUGAUAACAGGGUAUGGUGUUAUUGUUCGUAAUCAUGUGGGGCAAUUUGUAGAUGGUUGCGCAGCCUCUUUCACCUGUGGUUCCCCUUUAGUGGCUGAGGGAAUUGCUUUGCGAGCAGCACUUCAAUUUGCUAUCUCUAGAAAAUACAAUCAGGUGAUUUUUGAAGUUGAUUCUUUAUUUCUUGUCAAUAUGCUGAUUUCACCCUUUACUACAAUUCCGUGGAAAAUUGAGGGUGUUAUCCAUGAUAUUAAGGUUUUCUGGACAUCCUAUUCUAACUGGUCUGUAAAACAUGUUCAUAGAUGUGUUAAUGAAUGUGAUAACUUGAUUGCUAAAGCUGUAAGGCAAGGCUUACUGUACCCAGGAUGGAUUCUUAAUCCUCGUGAUAAGUUACCUUAUGCUCUACUUAAAGAUAGAUUAUGUGACUACAAUAAUGACAUGGCCUUGCUAAAGUACAUCGUAUCACAGGAUAAGGCAAAAACUCUGGGAAUCAGCUUCAUUCCUCUAGAAGCGACUCUUAGAGACACAUUUGAAAGCUUAAAGGAGAAGGGCUUCCUUAGCAUCUGA
Molecule: messenger RNA, 1503 nt
Organism: Hevea brasiliensis (rubber tree)
Lineage: Eukaryota; Viridiplantae; Streptophyta; Magnoliopsida; Malpighiales; Euphorbiaceae
Exons: 3
Coding region: 1-1503 (500 amino acids)
Molecular function (GO): nucleic acid binding; RNA-DNA hybrid ribonuclease activity
Source: RefSeq, a predicted model, not a curated record